This is a messenger RNA of Fragaria vesca subsp. vesca, 3154 nucleotides long. RefSeq names its product probable inactive receptor kinase At5g10020-like. The record is from RefSeq and is a predicted model, not a curated record. The transcript has 3 exons. The coding region runs from base 1 to 3048 and encodes 1015 amino acids. Gene Ontology annotation, biological process: protein phosphorylation. Gene Ontology annotation, molecular function: protein binding; protein kinase activity; ATP binding. NCBI's taxonomy places the organism in Eukaryota, Viridiplantae, Streptophyta, Magnoliopsida, Rosales, Rosaceae.
AUGCAGACAAUCUGCUGCAUCAUGUUUUUGUUGUUGGGAGUAAUAGCAGCAUCAGCAGGGCAGUCAGAUUUAGAAGCACUCUUAGAACUCAAGAAAGGCAUUCAGAGAGACCCUUCUGGCCAAGUUCUUGUUUCAUGGAAUUCAAAGUCCCUGGCCUCUGAUGGAUGCCCUAUCAAUUGGUUUGGGAUCGUUUGCACUGAUGGCCUUGUCACAUCCAUUUCUCUAAACGAUGUUGGCCUGGUUGGCGAGUUCCGUUUUUCGGCCAUAGCUGGCCUUAAAGUGCUGCGCAAUUUAUCUCUUUCAAACAACCACCUCACAGGGACUAUCUCAAAGCUUGCUCAGUCUCAGUCUCUAGAGCAUUUAGAUCUCUCGGGCAAUUUGUUUCAUGGGUCAAUACCCUCUGGCUUGGCUAACUUGAAGAAUUUAGCUCUUUUGAAUCUGUCUUCAAACCAAUUUGAAGGUCUUGUCCCCUCUGGUUUUGGGAAACUAGAACAGCUGAGGUACAUUGACAUUCGAGCUAAUGCCUUUUCUGGGGAUAUCAUGACCUCUUUAUCCCAAAUGGGUAGCGUGGUCCAUGUUGAUCUAAGCAGCAAUCUAUUUACUGGUUCACUGGAUCUGGAAAUUGGUAACUCCUCUUUUGUUUCUUCUGUUCAGUAUUUGAAUGUAAGUCACAAUUCCUUGGCUGGAGAGCUUUUUCCUCAUGAUGGAAUGCCGUAUUUUGAUAGUCUGGAGGUGUUUGAUGCUAGUCAUAAUCAUUUAGUUGGUCUUAUACCUUCCUUUAAUUUUGUUGUCUCUCUUCGGAUACUUCGGCUCGGAAGCAACCAGCUAUCGGGUUCUCUGCCAGAAGCUCUGUUGCAAGGCAGCUCAAUGCUCUUGUCUGAAUUAGAUCUUAGUCUUAAUCAUCUUGAAGGUCCAGUAGGAAGCAUAACCUCUGCAACUUUGAAGAAGGUGAAUAUAUCUUCAAAUAAAUUAUCAGGGUCCUUGCCGGCCAAUGUUGGGCACUGUGCCAUCCUAGACUUGAGUAAUAAUAUGCUCAGUGGUAACCUGUCCCGGACCCAUAGUUGGGGAAAUUACAUUGAAGUUAUCCAGCUAAGUUCCAAUUCUUUGACAGGAAGCUUGCCUAGUGUUACAUCCCAAUUUUUGAGGCUAACUUCUUUUAAGAUAUCCAAUAACUCAUUAGAGGGUGUUCUUCCAUCAGUAUUGGGUACAUACCCAGAAUUAAAAUCUGUAGAUCUUAGCCUCAACAAGCUGGAAGGUUUUCUCCUUCCAAGCCUUUUCUCUUCAACAAAAUUGACUGAUAUAAACUUGUCAGGCAACAGUUUCUCUGGGUCCAUACCUAUGCAAGAAAUUACAAUUGGUUCUGCUCAAAAUUUGAGCCUGGUGUCUCUAGAUCUGUCAAAUAAUUCAUUGAGUGGUCAUUUACCCCAAGAAAUCAGCAAGUUUCGUAGCUUAGUAUAUCUGAAACUUUCCAGUAACAAUUUUAAAGGUAGCAUUCCUGAGAAGCUUCCAGAUGAACUGAAAGUAUUCAACGUGUCAUUGAAUAAUCUUUCUGGUCUUGUACCUGAAAAUUUAAGGCACUUCCCUGAUUCAGCAUUUUAUCCAGGGAAUUCCUUGCUGAUAUUUCCACAUUCCCCAUCAAACAAUGUCCCAGAUAUGAUUUCAAGAAAUCACAGGUCUCCUAUAAAAGCUGCUAUUAAAGUUGCGCUGAUUGUAAGUUUGCUUGGUGGGGGAGCUAUUGUAGCCCUUUUGUGCAUGAUGAUCUAUUAUAGGGCCUGUCAAGGAUGUAGAAAGAGCAGUCGAAAAGCAAGUUGUGAAAAGAACAUUGGUGUUGCGCAAGGGGGUUCUUCCCUUUCUCAUAGAUCAGUACCUGACAAAACUGAAGACCCAAAAUCUUCAUAUGGUUUCCAUCAAGACCCUUUGCCAUCAUCUGCAAGGGAGACUGCUCAUGAUGCCCAUGACACUUCAUCAGUUCUAGAGAAGUCUAAACAAUUGAGUCAUCCGGAAUCAACAAAGCUAGAGGAUGGGGUAUCUUCUCCCAUGUCUCUCUUAUCUCCUUCAAAUCCAUCACCUUCUAAAAGCCGACAACCACUCAAUAGUUCUGCUGUUUUCAACACUUGUUCUCCAGAUAAACUGGCUGGUGAUUUACAUCUGUUUGACGGAUCCUUGGCUUUCACAGCAGAAGAACUUUCAUGUGCUCCAGCAGAAGCUAUUGGAAGGAGUUGUCAUGGAACAAUGUACAAAGCAAUGCUUGCGUCGGGUCAUGUAAUUGCUGUCAAAUGGUUAAGGGAAGGAAUAGCAAAAGGAAGGAAAGAAUUUGCUCGAGAAAUGAAGAAACUAGGGACCAUCCGACAUCCAAAUCUAGUUUCUUUGCAGGGUUACUAUUGGGGCCCAAAGGAGCAUGAGAAACUUAUUAUAUCGAAUUAUAUCAAUGCUGAAUCUUUGGCCUUAUAUCUCCAUGAGGUGGAGCCAAGAAAACUCUCACCAUUGUCUCUUGAGGCACGGCUCAAGGUUUCUAUAGAUGUUUGCCGAUGUCUUAACUACCUCCAUAAUGAGAAGGCAAUUCCCCAUGGCAACCUAAAAUCCACAAAUAUUCUACUAGAAACUCCUAACCACAGUGCACUCCUUACAGAUUAUAGUAUCCACCGAAUAUUGACUCCGGCUGGAACUACUGAACAAGUUCUGAAUGCAGGUGCUCUUGGCUAUCGGCCCCCUGAAUUUGCUAAUUCAAGUAGACCCUGCCCCUCAUUGAAGAGUGAUGUCUAUGCAUUUGGAGUUAUCUUGUUGGAACUUUUGACUGGAAAGAGUUCUGGGGAUAUUGUGUCGGGCAUACCAGGUGUGGUUGAUCUGACAGAUUGGGUGAGAUUUUUGGCAGAAGGAAACCGUUCAUUUGAAUGCCUUGACAGACUAAUUUUGGAAAACCACAGUAUCAAACACUGGCCUAGAGUUGUUGAUAAUUUUCUACAGGUAGCUUUAAGAUGUAUCCUUCCAGCAUCUGAGAGACCCGACAUUAAAACUGUGUUUGAAGACCUUUCAAGAAUAGUGUACUAAAGGGCACUCUCAGGUAGAAACUGUUUCUUUAGCACUAACACCAUCAAUUCUUCUUUCUUCUUUUGUGCUUAGUCUAAUAUUUUAUUUUAUUUUCCAAAUUUUUGCC